Polyodon spathula (Mississippi paddlefish) is the source of this 7127-nucleotide messenger RNA. It is a transcript of the gene ppp1r37, whose product is annotated as protein phosphatase 1, regulatory subunit 37. Gene Ontology annotation, molecular function: protein binding. The coding region runs from base 1222 to 4017 and encodes 931 amino acids. NCBI's taxonomy places the organism in Eukaryota, Metazoa, Chordata, Actinopteri, Acipenseriformes, Polyodontidae. The record is from RefSeq and is a predicted model, not a curated record. The transcript has 14 exons.
CAAUUAAAAAAAAAAAUACUACAAAAGUUAUACGCAAGGAAUUAAUACAACGAGAAUUCACACAAUUAAAAAAAUAUCUGAACAGUUUUUUAUUUUGUAUUUUUAUUUAUGUAUUUCUGUCUAUUUUGAAGAACGUUUUGUGUUGAAAGUGCUGAUCUGAAGACGGGCUGGUUCUGGCGCUCAGCCCGAUGAUGACAAUUAAAUGGGCAACAACAAGCAAUUGAGUGAAGAGAAGCGGUCUGUAGAUUCGCCGCAACUGUAGGUUGGGUUACACGAAUAGGUAAAUGAAAGCCAAACUUAUAUGUCGGCCUCUGUGAAAACUACCGUGGCAGAGGGACUCUUGCGUUCGAGAGGUGCUAUGCUGGUGAUCGGGAGACGUAUUGCUUGUUUUGUGAGGAGUGAGUCGAGGAUUUAAGGAUACGUUUAUCAGAUGUCAGUGUAAAAGCGUGUUGGACGGGAUGCGAGCUACCCUGCAUGCAAGCAUAUCCCCAUCCAAUUACCCAAAGGGGGUCUGAAGAAGAGUUGAAGUAGCUUUAAAAUAACAAAGACCAAAAUAAGAAAAAAAUGCGAAGCGAUAGCCUAGUAUGAAAACAACAGUGACAUUUAAAGUAAAUGACAGUGUGGAUUAGGUGGGGCAAAGUGACUAGCACGGAAGCAAGAAUGAUUGCAGCUUGAUGUCUGUUAAGCACGAGCCAGGGCUGUCUGUGUAUAGGGCUAUUGUUAUUAUUAUUAUUGACAUUAAAGACGAGGAAAGUGAAAUAAAUAAAUAAACAAACUCGUAAACAUUGGAAUUAGCUAGACCCGGGAUUAUGUAGCAUUGUUGUUUUAUUAUUAUUAUUUUUAAAAUAUAUGUAUAAAUACGACGCAGUUUUGUUCCUCUAUAAAUGUUAUUAUUAAUAAAACAAACAAAAUACAAACGACUUUAUCAGAAACACUUGGAGGAUAAUCACAUAACAUCAACAAGUUUGCACUACGAAAAAUGGAGUGGACUAUUGCACCAGCUGUAUCUGUUCUCUGAUAAGAUACACUUAGUGAAAAACACACACAAAAAAAAGCUAUCGUAAAGCCAAGGAAGGAAGGUAGACAUUCCUGAAAAGCAAGCCACACUACAUCUAAUUUAGUGUAAGGUCAUACUUGAAUAUUAAGAGAAUAUAUGUUAUAUAAGUAUUGUACAUGUACAUCAUUAAGUUGAGCUCUUGACGGUUGGCUAGAAAUGAGAAAAUGAACAGAGAAGAGCAUCACACUGUCACAGAAUUGAGCAAUGCCAAAGAAAAGACGCUCGUUAAACUAGCUGACAGAGCUGGAAUUUGCCCCCUGAAUAGCCAACAGGUGAUGGCUAGCGAGAUGGUGAAAUUUCACAUUGGAGCGGAUGAUGGGUCAGUGGGAGAGAUGGGAUUCUGUGAACUGGAAAGGGUUGCUGAAUCCGCCCCCCUCCAGGAGCUUGGAGAGAGUGGGGAGGUUAAUGGGGGUACUAAGACAGAGGCUCCCCACAUAACUGAUUCAAGCGCUGAUCAAGAUCACAAGCCACAUGAUCAGAGAAACAGCCUGGAGGACGCUGAGUCUGCUGAAAGGGUUGUGGACUCGGGGUUGGACCAUGUUGGGAAUGAUGCAGCGGCAUGUGUGGAUUUAACUUUACAAACAUCAGUCACUUCAUUGGAGGUCAGUCCCGAGCAGGGUGACAGACUUCAGACAGUGCAGGAAUCUGCUCCAAUACCGGCUUCAGGUUGCUCUGUCGUUUUGGGAGCCCCUGCACCGAACACCGAUGUAAAGGAAGCCACUCUCAAUCAAGGAGGGGGACCAGUUUCACCACCCCCUCCUCCUGAGCUUCUCAAACCUGGAGGGAAGAGGGUCACUUUUCCCUGCGAUGAGGACAUCAUAUCCGGGGCUGUGGAGCCUAAGGAUCCUUGGAGGCAUGCUCAGAAUGUGACAGUGGACGAGAUCAUCGCAGCUUACAAACUUGCCUGCCAGAAAGUAAACUGUAAGCCUAUCCAGAAACUACUGAAGCAAAUACAAGAAAUCAAAGACCUGACCCAGAGGACAGAAUGCCUUGAUCUGAAAGGUGAAAAGCUAGACUACAGGGCAUGUGAUGCACUGGAAGAGAUCUUCAAGAGGGUUCAGUUUAAACUUGUUGAUCUGGAGCAAACAAACUUGGACGAAGAUGGAGCCUCGGCCCUGUUCGAUAUGAUUGAAUACUACGAGUCAGCGACGCACCUGAACAUCUCGUUCAACAAACACAUCGGCACACGUGGCUGGCAGGCCGCUGCACACAUGAUGAAGAAGACGAACUGUCUUCAGUAUCUAGAUGCGAGGCACACUCCGCUGCUGGACCACUCCGCCCCCUUUGUGGCACGAGCCCUGCGCAUCAGCAGCAGUCUGGGGGUGCUGCACCUCGAGAAUGCCGGCCUGUCGGGACGCCCCCUCAUGCUACUGGCCACAGCUCUGAAGAUGAACGUGAACCUGAGAGAGCUGUACCUGGCAGAUAACAAGCUCAACGGACUGCAGGACUCUGCCCAGCUGGGGAACCUGCUGAAAUUCAACUGCUAUAUCCAGAUCCUGGACCUGCGGAACAACCAUGUGCUGGACUCGGGUCUGGCGUACCUCUGUGAGGGCCUGAAGGAGCAGAGGAAAGGCUUGGUGACUCUGGUCUUGUGGAACAACCAGCUGACUCACAACGGCAUGGUGUACCUGGCAGCAGCGCUGCCAUGCACCCAGAGCCUGGAGACGGUGAAUCUGGGGCACAACAGCAUCGGGAACGAGGGGGUCCACAAGCUGAAGGACGGGCUCAUUGCAAACCGCUCAGUCCUGCGUCUGGGCUUGGCCUCCACGAAACUCUCCUGUGAAGGGGCGGUAGCAGUAGCAGAAUUCAUUGCUGAGAGCCCGCGUCUGCUGCGGCUGGACCUCCGUGAGAAUGAGAUCAAGACUGGUGGCCUCAUGGCUCUCUCCCUUGCCCUGAAGGUCAACACCUCCCUGCUGAGACUAGACCUGGACCGGGACCCCAAGAGAGAGGCUGUAAAAAGUUUCCUCGAGACCCAGCGAGCCCUGCUCUCAGAAAUCCAAAACGGCUGCAAACACAAUUUCAUCCUGGCCAAAGAGAAGGAGGAGACGGAGCAGAAGAUGCACCAGUCUGCCUCCAUGCCAGAGAUCACCAUGGCACUGCCACAGACUGAGGAAGGAGUGGCAGCAGAGGGGAGCGGGCAGGGCGAGGUAGGGGGCGGCAAACCACCAUCACACAAACAAGAGGAGGAGAACGAAGCAGGAGCAGCAACCUCCAACAACCUGGAGCAGGAAUCCGAUUCAGAUACUGAUGAUGAGGUGGAGGGAUCUGCACAGGCUCCUGUAUCCGUGGAGAAGACGACGACUCCUCCUCCUCCUCCUCCACCCUGCCACCCUGUACCCACAGCAGCUGUGCUGGUGGAGCCCCCUAGUGGUUCAGGAGAUGCUGCACCUUCUUUUCGGCUAGAAGAUAAACCCGGGCCAGUGAUAACCCUGUGUGAUCCUGCAGCCACCCUCUGCUCCCCCACACAAAGCAACGAGAAACGCAUUUCUGUUACCAGCCCAGGCCGGGGCCAUAAAGUCUUCGUAGUGACCCGUGUGGAAAGCCCCCCAGAGCAGCCUCUGCAGGCGGUGGGGAAAGCACAGACGACGCCUUUGCUAAGCCAGCCGACGACUCUGAUCCCAGUGAAAGGAGGGCAGGCCAGCCUGGCCCUGCAAGCAAGUCCACUAAAGUCCACUGUGUCAGAAUCACCUGCCCCUGCUGUUGCUGACGGCCCUCUGCUACACCUCCCCUCCAAAGCAGAGGUCAAGGAGGGGGUGCAGUGUGCUGCAGCUGCAGGGGGCACCUUUCCCAAUGGAUUGAAAGCAGAGUUCAUCCGAAUCCUGCCCAAAUCCUGCGAGACUCCUGAGCCCAAAGGGGUGGGCUGUCCUGCCGAGGACGAGCUGUGCUGUUGGGAGGGAGAGAAGAAGCUGGAAGAGCUGCUGCUAGAAGCGAGUCUGGAGACUGGGAGAGAAGCACUGUGACACAGCCACGGGGUCCUUAACUCAGCGGAUUGACAACUGCAGGCCGUCCCCGGAACUCACCUGCUUUUGUUUUUUUUUUUUUUUUUUUUUUUUUUUUUAAACUCUGUUUCAUUCAUCCUCAAGAAAACUGAAGUGCAACAAAAAAGUCACCCCAUUCUACUUUAAAAAUAAAUAAAUAAAUAAAAAUGAAGAAAUCAAUAAAACAUAAAGAAAUGCUCCUUUGUUUUCUAUCACUACAUUCCAUCUGCCGCAAGUCUAGAAGGAAGAUGCUCCUACUGUUAUCCAGUGUAACCAAAGAAACGGGAUUCUGUCUGGACAGACUCGUAUGUUCCUGCUUAAUGGACCCGAAAAGUGCUCCUGUGAAGUUCCCCCAGCAGAAGUGGGUUCUGUGUUCACUAGAAAUAUCAGAUGAGAAAGGAGAGGGUCUGCUCAUGGCCACUGCAUCAGAAGCAGCAUGUGCAAUCUGCAGCACGUGUUACACCAGAGAGUUUGGAGUAUUUCAAGUACAUUGCGGAGUUUCUUCUUUUGGUUUUGAAAACUACUUAGCAAAGUAGUCCAUUGGAUUUCUUCACUUUCUGAUUCAGUAUCAGUCACUACAUUUGGAAGCUUGGAAUUUCUGCUUCAUAUAUCCGGGUGCCCAACUUUUCUUUUGUUCUAAAAAAACAAAUAGCAUGUAUUCUCUCUUCUUGUAGCAGUGUUCCAUUGGAAGCACACACAUACACACAGAAACACAGAGACAAGCGCUGCCUUCGUCCAACAGACCCACUUUGCUGCUUCAGAGAUUAAAGAUAUUUUCUUAUUUAUUUUAUAGCUACUUCCACAGUAGAUAAUUAAUUCAUUUUUGGUCAAUCGUCUGACCCUUGUACCUUUUCCACACUACCCAAGCUAUGCACAGUCAUCAUGUGCUGAAGUCGUGAUUGUGAGUGUCAUAGUCAGGUGGUUUCCAUGUAUAUUCAUUGCGCAUUAAGCAGUGUAAUGGCAUUGCUGUGCUUUGUUAUGAGGUAGCAAUGGGACUCUUAUGGAAGUCAAUAAAGCUGAAGACUGAAGGUCGACGGUCGAGUCCCAUUAAUUCAGAAGGCACAGCAAUGCCAUUAUCAAGGUUACACUACAACUUUUUAAUGUUAUUUAUUCACCUCUGUCUGAAGUAGCCACUGCAGUCCACUGUUUUGUUUUGUUUUAUAUAUAUAUGUAUAUAUAUGAGCAGGGCUCAGCAUUGAUGUGAAGCGAUUCGUCAGUGAGCGAUGGUUUCAGAACUGGUGUCUUAAUCUCUCAGCUGUGCUUUAUUUGCACGUCCUUUAUUGAGUACAGUACAUAGUGGUGGUGUGUAAUGUCAGUUUUGCCCCAGUAGUAAACACUAUAGGUGGUGCUGCUCUCAUUUCUAAACAAUCUGAAUAUUUGAGAAUUGAAGCUUUAGGGCUGUGCAGCUUUUUAGGCCUUAAAUACCAAAAUAUAUGCAGCCCAAAUAAGUCAAGUGUGAAAUCUGGAGAGUAGAAGAGUUCAGUCAAAGGGGGGGGGGAGGGAGUAGAUAGCCAGAUAAACAUGUUUCUAAAAGACGCCUAUGUUUAGAGUUGAACCCUUAGUGAGGAUGAUGUGAUUGAUUCACAAACUCUGCAGGAGAGUAUGUGAGCAGGUUCUGUACAGCACAAUGGAUCGUCGAUCCUGCAAACUUAAGAUGCUUUAAAUAAUUGUUUGGGGAAAGAAGUCGGCAGGCUGAACAAGGUCAGGGUUUCAGUUCUUUGGUUGUUUUCUGCCAAAAAAAACAUAUCCUAUGUUUAAAGUGUGUUUCAAUGUGAGAACAAACCCAGCAAUGGUGUUGAUGUCUGACACUGUGCUGUCCAAUUUAAAAGCUAAACUGGGGGUGGGGAGUCAGGAAAGGAGGAAUAGAAUGUAUGGCUGAAACGAGGGAUGCAUGAAAGUCCUGAAACCUGGGGUGCUGGUUCAAUUCCAGCCGAGAUUUACCUUUAAGAGAAAGAUUUAUGGUUUGAAAGUCCUGGCUUCCAAAAUGUGCUAAAAUCCCAUUCCAAGAAUCUCAGAGUUAAUAAUAAUAAUAAUAAUAAUAAUAAUACUUUUUAAAAGGGAGAGUCUUUAGCCACACUGGCCAAUAAUUUCCACUAUGGGCAAUUUGUAGACCCUCGCCAUAUUAAUUUUAUUCAUAUUAAAAAAAAAAUGAAGUGGACUCCACCCCCAGUUGAUGAAGCGUGAUGGAUCUCUUCAUAGUCCAAUAAGAGGAAUGUCUGUGUGCUCAUUUCCACGUAUUUGACUCCAUAAUAAAUGUAGAACCUUGGAAAUUCGCUCACGUAGGAAACCCAAUGUGUGUUUUUUGCACAUCUUGCAGUUAUAAAAAAAUGGUUGCGUGGAAGGGGGAAGUAUGGUAGGUUUUGCCCAGUUCCUGGUGAAUGUACAGUUGACCAUCCACAAUAAUGACCACCAUCACAACACACACACACACCACGAGACUGUUGUGGGAGUCUGAUGUACAAUCUGUCAAAUGGUCCACACUUUGCCUCUGCCUGUGAUGUACAGUAGCUGCUCUGGGUAGAGUUUAAGAGAUUCUAGUUAAUUGAAUAAUUUACUCAGGUUUUACCUGCAUUUGCAUGUGGAGUUUUGAAAGAAGCACUUGUUACAGCACACAUGUAUUUUUCAUUGAAAUGCUGUCUGGUUCCAUACUGAGUUUGCGUGCCUUACUUCCAGUAGUCUGUUACUGUUGUAUACCCAAGUUCAUUUCAACUCCACACAGUCUUCAGCUGCUGUAAAAGCACGGCUGUCAUUAUGGGAAGCAGCUAACCUUGGAAGUGUUUAUUAGUGUAACAGAUUCCAGUUCUGGCCAAAAGUUUUGCAUUACCCUAUAGAACAAACUAAUGAAUGAAACCUGUUAUUACAUUAACAUGUUGAAUUACAUACCGUGUUGUAAUUUUCCAUAUACUUUAUGAAAAGCUGACAUUGAAAAAUGUGACAUUUUGAAAUCUAACAUGAAAUACUGUACUACUGGCAUGCCUUCCAGUAGACUUCUACAAUGUCGAUUUGGAGUUUCUUUGAUACAUGAAAAAAAUUAAGUAUGUUCAUUUUAUUUUUUUGGCCACAGCUGUACACUACAUAAUUUUUUUUUUUUU